Messenger RNA from Rhagoletis zephyria (snowberry fruit fly), 1055 nucleotides. NCBI's taxonomy places the organism in Eukaryota, Metazoa, Arthropoda, Insecta, Diptera, Tephritidae. The record is from RefSeq and is a predicted model, not a curated record.
AUGUUGUCCAACGUCAUCGCCUUUGCCGUCUUCUUCGUGGCCGUCUGCAUGUACGGCGCGGUGCACAAGAUCGAGGAAGGUCACGUCGGCGUCUACUACCGCGGCGGCGCCCUCCUCAAGGCCACCUCGCAGCCGGGCUUCCACAUGAUGGUGCCCCUCCUCACCUCCUUCCGCUCCAUCCAGGUCACCCUGCAGACGGACGAGGUGAAGAACGUCCCCUGCGGAACCUCCGGCGGCGUCAUGAUCUACUUCGACCGCAUCGAGGUAGUCAACAUCCUCAACUCGGCCGCCGUGCACGACAUUGUGCGGAACUUCACCGCCGACUACGACAAAGCGCUCAUCUUCAACAAGGUCCACCACGAGUUGAAUCAGUUCUGCAGCAGCCACUCGCUGCAGGAGGUGUACAUUGAGCAGUUCGACCAGAUCGACGAGAAUCUGCGCACGGCGCUUCAGGCGGACCUCAAUGAGUUUGCCCCCGGGCUUCGGGUCAUUAGCGUUCGCGUGACGAAGCCGAAGAUUCCGGAGAGCAUUCGCAAGAACUACGAGAUCAUGGAGGCCGAAAAGACCAAGCUGAUGAUCUCCGUCCAGCGACAGAAGGUCAUUGAGAAGGACGCGGAGACGGAGCGGAAGAAGGCGGUGAUCGAGGCGGAGAAAAACAGCCAGGUGGCGAAGAUCAUCAACGAGCAGAACAUCAUGGAGAAGGAGUCGCUGAAGACGAUUAGCCACAUUGAGGACGAUAUGAUGUUCAACCGCGAGAAGAUGACCGCCGACGCGGAGUACUAUACCAAGGCGAAGGUGGCCCAGGCAAACGAGCUCCUCCUCACGCCGCAGUACCUCGAGCUGAAGCGGACCGAGGCGGUGGCCGCCAACGCCAAGGUCUACUUUGGCGCCAACAUUCCCUCGAUGUUCUACGCCUCAGAGGGCUCUUCGUCCGCUUCGAGUACUCCCUCAACCGAGCUCGAAAAGCACACCAAAAUAGCGGAGAUUGAGAAAAAGCUGGCGGCGAUUGCCGCCGCCUCCAACCUCAACGCUGCUGCUCAGGCGGGCAACAAAAA